AUGGGGUUUUCAGUGAUCACUGAGAAGGUUGGUGAUGAUGGUGGAGGAGGGGAGUUGGUGAUCAUGGAAGGAGAUCAAGGAGGUUUCCAACAAUUACAGGAUUGUACUGUCUUCACAAGGAAAGAAAUUCUGAGGUUGUAUCACAGAUAUCAUGCAUUGGCACCACAGAUUGUUCCACAUCAUUUCAAUGAUAGUGCAGAUAUCAAACUACCUUUGGACCUCAUCAGUGAGAUGCCAGAGCUGAAGGAAAAUCCAUUUCACCAAAAGAUUCUUCAAGUAUUUUCUGUGGAUGAGCAGGAGCACAUGACAUUUAAUGACUUUCUAAAUAUGUUCUCUAUAUUAAGUGAUCUGACACCUCACCAUUUAAAGGCAUUCUACGCAUUUAAAAUUUAUGACUUCAACAGUGAUAACUUCAUUUGCCAAUCUGACCUGGAGGUGAUGCUCAGUAAGCUUACAGGUGAUGAACUGUCACAUGAAGAAGUUCAACUGGUGUGCAACAAAGUCAUGGAGGAGGGAGACUUAGAUGAUGAUGGGAAGCUUUCUUUAGCUGACUUUGAGUACAUGAUCACUCGUGCUCCAGAUUUUAUGAGCACUUUCCACAUUAGGAUCUGA
Messenger RNA from Carcharodon carcharias (great white shark), 612 nucleotides. RefSeq names its product calcium and integrin-binding family member 3-like. Gene Ontology annotation, molecular function: calcium ion binding. The transcript is spliced from 7 exons. Bases 1 to 612 code for a protein of 203 amino acids. The record is from RefSeq and is a predicted model, not a curated record. NCBI's taxonomy places the organism in Eukaryota, Metazoa, Chordata, Chondrichthyes, Lamniformes, Lamnidae.